Mauremys reevesii (Reeves's turtle) is the source of this 2532-nucleotide messenger RNA. RefSeq names its product citrate synthase (gene CS). The coding region runs from base 129 to 1541 and encodes 470 amino acids. The record is from RefSeq and is a predicted model, not a curated record. The transcript has 11 exons. NCBI's taxonomy places the organism in Eukaryota, Metazoa, Chordata, Testudines, Geoemydidae. Gene Ontology annotation, biological process: tricarboxylic acid cycle; carbohydrate metabolic process; citrate metabolic process. Gene Ontology annotation, cellular component: mitochondrial matrix.
CGGCCGCGAGGACCCCUCCCCCCACCCCCGGGUGCCGCUCCCUCCUCGGCCGCCUCCUUCAACCUUGGUCCCCGCCGCCGGCCCAGGCCCCCCGAGCGCGGCGGCUGCAGCACCCGGCUCCGCUCGCCAUGACCUUACUGACCGCCGGCCGCCGGGCGGCCGCGCGCCUGCUGGGCGCCAAGAAUGCUCCAUGUAUAUUCUUCGCUGCCCGACACGCCAGCUCGACUUCCACGAACCUGAAAGACGUCCUUGCCAACUUGAUUCCCAAGGAGCAGUCGAGAAUCAAGAGCUUCAGGCAGCAGUAUGGGAACACGGUCAUCGGGCAGGUCACGGUGGAGAUGGUGUACGGCGGGAUGCGAGGCAUGAAGGGGUUAAUAUACGAGACCUCUGUCCUGGACCCCGAUGAGGGCAUCCGUUUCCGCGGGUACAGCAUCCCCGAGUGCCAGAAGCUGCUGCCCAAAGCCCCGGGAGGGGAGGAGCCCCUGCCCGAGGGCCUCUUCUGGCUGCUGCUGACCGGAGACAUCCCCACUCAGGAACAGGUGAGCUGGGUCUCCCAGGAGUGGGCCAAGAGGGCGGCUCUGCCCUCCCACGUGGUGACCAUGCUGGACAACUUCCCCACCAACCUGCACCCCAUGUCCCAGCUCAGCGCCGCCAUCACCGCCCUCAACAGCGAGAGCGGCUUCGCCCGGGCCUACUCGGAGGGCAUCAGCCGGGCCAAGUACUGGGAGUUCAUCUAUGAGGACUCCAUGGACCUGAUCGCCAAGCUGCCUUGCAUUGCCGCCAAGAUCUACCGCAACCUGUACCGCGAGGGCAGCAGCAUCGGGGCCAUCGACCCAGGCCUGGACUGGUCCCAUAACUUCACCAACAUGCUGGGCUACAGCGACCCCCAGUUCAUCGAGCUCAUGCGGCUCUACCUCACCAUCCACAGUGAUCACGAGGGCGGGAACGUCAGCGCCCACACCAGCCACCUGGUGGGCAGUGCCCUCUCAGACCCGUACCUCGCCUUCGCCGCAGCCAUGAACGGCCUGGCCGGGCCGCUGCACGGCCUCGCCAAUCAGGAGGUGCUGGGUUGGCUGACGAACCUGCAGAAGGAGCUGGGCCAGGACGUGCCUGACGAGAAGCUGCGAGAUUUCAUCUGGAACACGCUGAACUCCGGCCGGGUGGUCCCUGGCUACGGCCACGCCGUGCUGAGGAAGACGGACCCGCGCUACACCUGCCAGAGGGAGUUCGCCCUCAAGCACCUCCCCAAGGACCCCAUGUUCCAACUGGUGGCGCAGCUGUACAAGAUCGUCCCCAACGUGCUCCUGGAGCAGGGCAAGGCCAAGAACCCCUGGCCCAACGUGGACGCGCACAGCGGGGUGCUGCUGCAGUAUUACGGCAUGAAGGAGAUGAAUUACUACACGGUGCUGUUCGGCGUCUCGCGGGCCCUGGGCGUCCUGGCCCAGCUCAUCUGGAGCCGGGCGCUCGGCUUCCCGCUGGAGAGACCCAAGUCCAUGAGCACGGACGGCCUCAUGCAGCUCGUGGGCUUCAAAUCGGGGUAAAGGAAGGGAUUGGGGGUGGGGGGGGGGAAGCCCGUGCUUGCCAGCUGUCCGGGGGCCAUUUAAAGAGACAGUACGUAUUUUCCCUUCCAAGGGCCUCGGCCAGCCGCUAGAAUUAAACCUUUCUCUGAGGCACUGACCAUAAGUUUCAGGUUAUUUAUGGUGUAAAUUAAAACAAUCAGCCCCCUUCCCAUCCCCCCCCCUCCCCCCCCCCCCCGGCCACCAUUAGCGGCACCUCUGUUAAACUCCUGAGCCAACCAGAGCCCAGCAGCUCCCCUGGGAACCCCCCCCCGCACGGCUUUCUAGGGCAGCCCGCUCUGUCCCCCCGGCCAGGAUCCUGUACCGUACUAAGAGCUGCCUUGUCCAUGUCGCAGGCCCCCCCAGCCAGACGCGCUCCUAGGCCCAGAUCAAAGCCGCUUCGCCCUGAGCCAGAGCCGGCAGAGGGGUUGGCGUGUGAACGCUUGAAUCACUUCCUUUGCUGUGGGCCGGGGCAUCUCUGGGCUUUUCCUCCUCCCCGGGGAGGGCCUGGGCUGCCGGGGGCAGGGGCCAUCCUUGCUGUACACCAGGGGGACGGACCCUUUCUCAUCCCACCCCCUAGGGACUUACCCAGGCCUGCCCGUGAGCCCAUUGCUGCCUGGGGGAGAGGGGGCAGGGGUGGGGAAAGGCUGCGGUUGGGCUUUCCCUCUGAGGGGCGUCCGGGCCAGAGCUGGGGGGCUUGGCCAGGCCGUGAGUUCCUGGGCAGCAGGCAGUAGCCGCGGGGCAGUGUGCCGAGCCGCCUUUUCAGCAGUUGCAGUGCAGACGUGAAGCUGGCUCCUGCCCUUUCUCCCGAGGAAGGACGCGAUACACUCCGCCCCGCCCCGGUUCCGUGUGUGUUUGUGUGAAUGCCCCUGUCCCCCAACCGCCCCCGGGGCGCUGGGCGGGCUCUGGCUGCAGCCUGGCGCAGCCUUCGGGUGGCUCUGUACAAAAUGCAAAAUAAAUGUUUUUAUUAACAAAA